Messenger RNA from Phytophthora infestans T30-4, 741 nucleotides. RefSeq lists its product as uncharacterized. The record is from RefSeq and is a predicted model, not a curated record. NCBI's taxonomy places the organism in Eukaryota, Oomycota, Peronosporomycetes, Peronosporales, Peronosporaceae. Bases 1 to 741 code for a protein of 246 amino acids. The transcript has 3 exons.
AUGAGCAAAACUGAGUUGCCUCUAGUGCCCACCGCACGGUCGUCUAACUCGUCAUCCUCUAGCCGUAGUAAUCUUCAUUCAUCAAGCUCAAUCAACUCAGAAAGGAGUGUGCGUAGCCUGUACCGGGAAGAAGAUCGCGAGGAGGAGCCACAAGAGUCGAGUAGCGGACUGUGGGACGAAGUUGAACACUUUUUGAACAAGCCGUCGCCAAACCUGUCGAACUUAUCGGGGAAGACGUCAAAGGUUGAUAAACCACCGAGUAAACUACCUUCUUUAAAUGGGAGAAGAGCGUCCCCAGACAACCAAGCGACGAAGUCGCGUGCUUCGAUUGGACCAAAAACGAUCGACCCCAAACUUCUUCAAGAAGCCUUCGCGUAUGCCAAUCAGCUGCAGCAGAUGAGCCUCGCCGACGAAGAUGCAGAGCAGCAGCGAUCGAGAAACAACAAGACCAAAAUGCACAUGCAACGUGCUGCUCUUGGAAGAACAAACUCGUCGUCUGAGACUCGGAAACAGAAAGCGAAAGCGGCUUCUUCGUCGGCUUACAGCUCGUCCGUGAAGCCUAAAGCUGCGAAAUCCAAGGGUCACAUGGAUCCCCAGACACUGCAAGCGCUUGUGAGCAACCUCCAGAACGGCACGAGGUUGGACGAGCUGCGUCGAGAGCUCGCAGUCUCUCGGCAGAGUAUGGCCAUCUCUCGCCAGGUUCUACAAGAUGCAGCUCAGAAUUUCUUCCAGUCGCACUAG